AUCACUGCCGAGCUAACAGCUCUCUCGCUACUCAGAUCAGUGAACUCCACUGCCUCACUGCGGCGCUGUCCAAGUGGUUGAGAACUUUUGAUACUUAUAAUUCAGUGAUCGUCGUCAGUUGAACUCACUAACUUUCAACUGAGAAGAAAUUUAACAGCCGUAUCGUUUACAAAUCAAGAUGGCUUGUGAAAUAGAACCCAUGUCCCGCACUUACCAAUACCGUAAAGUGAUGAAGCCGAUGCUCGAACGCAAAAGGCGAGCAAGAAUCAACAAGUGUUUAGACGAGUUGAAGGAUUUGAUGGUGGGUGCUCUUCAAAACGAAGGAGACUCAAUUGCCAAGCUUGAAAAGGCUGAUGUGCUAGAACUAACAGUGACUCACUUGAAGAAACUUCGUCAACGUGGCCAGCUCGCCCUGAAACCUCUACCAAAUCUUCAAGAGAAAUACAGGGAAGGUUACACUCACUGCGCCUCGGAGGUCUCACGCUGCUUGGCAUCCAUCGAAGGAGUCGACGUUACUUUGGGAACGAAGCUUAUGACACAUCUUGGUGUCAAACUCACAGAGCACGAGAAAAGAGCUCCUUUGAGCAUCUUGGUCCCACAGCCUGGAUCUUCACCAACGUUUUCCACAACUUCCAGUGGGUACAGUUCAGCAUCAGAACUUUCCCCAGCGCCUUCUUCAAGUUCUUCGAACCGCGGAUCUCCUUUGCCUGCCUCUCAGCACGGCCUUAUCACCUUCGCGUCAACGCAGCCUAAUGAACAGAAACCGAAUAUUGUUUUGCCUUGUGAAAAAAUUGUGACGAACAGUGUGCCAUCCAGUGUUGCCCAGCACCAAAACCAGUUAUUGGUGAUAUCAUCAUCAUCUAAUGUACCUUCACGGAGUACAUCUCCAGUUUCUACCCAAACUUCUACAGGAAAUUCAGUUCCUAUUUCGUACGUUAUGAAGAGGAAUCCAGCAUUUUCAUCUCAAAUUCACGAAAGAAAUUCACCGCCAGUUUUGACCAAGCCAAUGUGGCGGCCAUGGUAAACGAAAACAAUUCAUCUAUUUCGACAUAAAGUACAAAUCUUCCGUCUGCUGUGAUAAACGUGAUAGAAAUAACACUGGGCAUUUCUGUGAUAGUCACCUGUGAUAAAAGGCACAAAUAUUGUCAGCUCCUCGUCAGCCCUUGCAUUUUCGUCAGCAUCUUGGCGGCGAACAUUCGUCUCUGCGAGAAGACUCCCGCAAGACACUGCGCUACAAUGAAGCAGCUUCAAUAUCCUAAUAAGGCUGAUAAUAUCCCUAUAAAUGUAUUUAUUUAUAACAACUUUAUAUAAAAUAAAAUUA
Molecule: messenger RNA, 1321 nt
Organism: Hyalella azteca
Lineage: Eukaryota; Metazoa; Arthropoda; Malacostraca; Amphipoda; Hyalellidae
Product: enhancer of split m7 protein
Exons: 1
Coding region: 179-1024 (281 amino acids)
Biological process (GO): regulation of neurogenesis; anterior/posterior pattern specification; regulation of transcription by RNA polymerase II
Cellular component (GO): nucleus
Molecular function (GO): DNA-binding transcription factor activity, RNA polymerase II-specific; RNA polymerase II cis-regulatory region sequence-specific DNA binding; protein dimerization activity
Source: RefSeq, a predicted model, not a curated record